Messenger RNA from Nomascus leucogenys (northern white-cheeked gibbon), 2446 nucleotides. It is a transcript of the gene JAML, whose product is annotated as junction adhesion molecule like. The record is from RefSeq and is a predicted model, not a curated record. Gene Ontology annotation, cellular component: membrane. Lineage: Eukaryota; Metazoa; Chordata; Mammalia; Primates; Hylobatidae. Gene Ontology annotation, molecular function: cell adhesion molecule binding. Gene Ontology annotation, biological process: monocyte extravasation; neutrophil chemotaxis; neutrophil extravasation.
UGCUGGCUCUCUAGCACAUCACUUCUCAAGGACCAUGCAGCAUAGUGUUUGGGAGCAAGCGUUCAACAGCUUUUCAGAUGAUACAGGAUAAGUUCCAUAAGAUGAGUCUGCCCACGCCUAGGUCAAGCCAAUCUAGCCGAGGUUGAAAGUGCAUACAUUGAGAACACCUAUUUUGAAGUGGUGACUAAGACUGAGAGGUAUCUUGAAGUGAAGAAACCUUGAGUUCUAAUCUAGGAUGUCCAAGUCACUCAAGAGGUUCUCUAUGGGAAUCAAUGGCUGCUUGUAUUCUGGAAAUGCUGAUAUCACACGGCCAGAGGAAACUUUCAUGUCUAUGUGGUGAGUUGGAGGACUGGGCAGGCGUAUCUUUGGAAGCAGGGAUUGGGUGAUUGCCUGGCGAGGUUGCACCUCUGUUUUGAGAGGAAAAAUGAAAGAGAUUGCUGUAUCUUUAACACAGAAUGUUUUGUGUUAAUAUUACAUUUAUUGUAUUUUGUUUGCAUGAAAUGGAUUUCUUUCUCAGCACCUAUUUGCCUGGUGCCAUUCAAGCUCCUACCCUCAGAAGGCUUGUCAUCUAAAAGGGGAGAUGGCACCUGAACAGGUCUGAGUGCAAGCUUCACCUCAGUAGGUUGAAUUUGUCACCUCUUUUUAGAAUGAAAGUAUACAUAGCAAUUGGGUAAUGGGCCAGAUGACUGAAAUGAGAACCUUGAUUUAGAGGUUCCUCUUUGCAUCUCUGCAGCCACUUCAGAAGGCACGUGUUUGGUUUGCUCUGAGCCUAUCCUAGAGUGCUCACAGCAGUCUUUCAGUUGAGCUUGGGGACUGCAGCUGUGGGGAGAUUUCAGUGCAUUGCCUCCCCUGGGUGCUCUUCAUCUUGGAUUUGAAAGUUGAGAGCAGCAUGUUUUGCCCACUGAAACUCGUCCUGCUGCCAGUGUUACUGGAUUAUUCCUUGGGCCUGAAUGACUUGAAUGUUUCCCCUGCUGAGCUAACAGUCCAUGUGGGUGAUUCGGCUCUGAUGGGAUGUGUUUUCCAGAGCACAGAAGACAAAUGCAUAUUCAAGAUAGACUGGAUUCUGUCACCAGGAGAGCAUGCCAAGGAUGAAUAUGUGCUAUACUAUUACUCCAAUCUCAGUGUGCCCAUUGGACGCUUCCAGAACCGCGUACACUUGAUGCGGGACGUCUUAUGCAAUGAUGGCUCUCUCCUGCUCCAAGAUGUGCAAGAGGCUGACCAGGGAACCUAUACUUGUGAAAUCCGCCACAAAGGGGAGAGCCAGGUGUUCAAGAAGGCGGUGGUACUGCGUGUGCUUCCAGAGGAGCCCAAAGAGCUCAUGGUCCGUGUGGGUGAAUUGAUUCAGAUGGGAUGUGUUUUCCAGAGCACAGAAGUGAAACACGUGACCAAGGUAGAAUGGAUAUUUUCAGGACGGCGCGCAAAGGAGGAGAUUGUGUUUCGUUACUACCACAAACUCAGGAUGUCUGCGGAGUACUCCCAGAGCUGGGGCCACUUCCAGAAUCGUGUGAACCUGGUGGGGGACAUUUUCCGCAAUGACGGUUCCAUCACGCUUCAAGGAGUGAGGGAGUCAGAUGGAGGAAACUACACCUGCAGUAUCCACCUAGGGAACCUGGUGUUCAAGAAAACCAUUGUGCUGCAUGUCAGCCCGGAAGAGCCUCGAACACUGGUGACCCCGGCAGCCCUGAGGCCUCUGGUCCUGGGUGGUAAUCAGCUGGUGAUCAUCGUGGGAAUUGUCUGCGCCACAAUCCUACUGCUCCCUGUUCUGAUGUUGAUCGUGAAGAGGACCUGUGGGAAUAAGAGUUCAGUGAAUUCUACAGUCUUGGUGAAGAACACGAAGAAGACUAAUCCAGGGAUAAAAGAAGAACCCUGGCAUUUUGAAAGAUAUGAAGGGGAGAAACACAUUUACUCCCCAAUAAUUGUACGGGAGGUGAUCGAGGAAGAAGAACCAAGUGAAAAAUCAGAGGCCACCUACAUGACCAUGCACCCAGUUUGGCCUUCUCUGAGGUCAGAUCGGAACAACUCACUGGAAAAAAAGUCAGGUGGGGGAAUGCCAAAAACACAACAAGCCUUUUGAGAAGAAUGGAGAGUCCCUUCAUCUCAGCAGCGGUGGAGACUCUCUCCUCUGUGCGUCCUGGGCCACUCUACCAGUGAUUUCAGACCCCCGCUCUCCCAGCUGUCCUCCUGUCUCGUUGUUUGGUCAAUACACUGAAGAUGGAGAGUUUGGAGCCUGGCAGAGAGACUGGACAGCUCUGGAGGAACAGGCCCUGCUGAGGGGAGGGGAGCAUGGACUUGGCCUCUGGAGUGGGACACUGGCCCUGGGAACCAGGCUGAGCUGAGUGGCCUUAAACCCCCUGUUGGAUCAGACCCUCCUGUGGGCAGUGUUCUUAGUGGAUGAGUUACUGGGAAGAAUCAGAGAUAAAAACCAACCCAAAUCAUUCCUCUGGCA